AUGGGCAACUCAGGAAGCAUGAACGGGUUGUCGGGGUAUGAGGAAGGGUACCAUCAUCACCCGGGCUACCACCACCAUCACCAGCGCUAUCACGAUGCGAUGCGCGGCGAUGCGGGCAGCGGUAUGUCCGCCUCCUGGAUGGACUCGUACCAACGUGACCAUCACCGGCGGACGGGGCCACGGGACCAUGAACAGCAGCAGCAGAUCAAGGUGCUGCCGGAUAUACCGGGCAAGGUGGCGAAGCUACGGUCCACCAACAACGGUAGCAUUCUGCACGCGGGCGGCACCAUCAGCAAGAACAACCAAGCGCUGCAACGCUCGAAAAGCAUCUCGUCGCCCACGUACCAGCAGCACCAGCAGCAGCAGCAACCCGCCAGCUUCAGCGAGUGCGACGAGGACCUUGAGCUGAGCUCGCUGCAACCCCGCAUGCUGAUGCAGCGUUCACGCACGCAGCUAAACCUGAUGCCCCCGGGACUCGCCGCUGGUGGUGGGAGUCGACCGCGCAAUGGGCACGCGUACAACCACGACGAGGAGGGCAGAGCCGGCCCACCGGAUAGGGGUGGCAGGCAGGCAACGCGAUACGGCGAACCGAACGGUGCCGGCAAUGCGGCGGAAGCGCUCAACCACCGGAAACGAUUCGGUUCCGAGCCGGAUUUACGUUUGUCGCUGGUGCCGCGCAGCGGUCCUCAACCGGAACAGGUGGGCGGUGGGCCACGAAAUCCCAAAAUGGCACAGUCUAAAAUAAUGAAGGGCAAGAACAAAAAGAAGGCCCCGGUACCACCUGUAAUGGAGAAGCGUGACUCCAACAAGGAUGCGGAACGGCAACGCAUCAUCGCCUACUCGCCGAUGCGCAAACCGGGCUCGGACGCAAACACCUCCACGCUGCCAUCGUCCAGCGAUGGGAGCUUCAAUGUAGCAGCUACGCGCAAACUACGGCUGUUCAAAACGCGUGCGGAAACGAAGAAAACGCCUACGAUCGCUAAGCUCCCGGAAGCGUCGGAUGCUAAAUUUCCCGGCAAGCACGGUCCCGCGAACGGUCCCGGCAGCGGAUUCAUGCGUUCGGCCGUACCGUUGCAACCGAACGGAGCCGCCCCGCAUGUGAUUGGGCAUGGGCACCGUAACGACGGCGGUUCGCCGGAUGACGAGAAGCUCAAGACGGUGCUCGAUCAUAUUUCACCCCGUCCGAAUCCGGUUUCGUUCUUUCGGCGUGAAAAAACGUUCGACGCCGGUUUGCUCGGACUGGAACGGCAGCGGGAAAGUGAACCGCGCCCGGCAGCAAAACCAACCAUGUCACCGCCGCUCUCCCGUCGCAAAUCGAUCGUUAAAAGCUACCUCGAGCAGGAGACACCGCUUAAACCCGCUGCUGUCUCGAGCCGGAUGGAUGUGAAGGCCCGGCAGCAGGUCGGGACGGCGGCUGAGAGCUACCAGCGCAAGCAGGCCCUUGCCGAAGCGCAGCGCAAACAGUCAACAGCGGCGACGGCCGCCAUUACCGACUUCCAGAAGGAGUUGCAGCUAGCGACGAGACGAAAAACGGGCAACACGGACACUAACAACGGAACCUCACCGAUCACCAGCCGGACCACCACUACCCAGACGAAGUUGCAGCGAACCGGUGUUGGUGUGGGAAACGAUCAGAUAAGUUCUCGCUUCUCGCUACUACCUGCUGCCAGUGGUGGUAAAGCCAAACCCGCGUCUAACGCACUGGUAAUUAACGUUGAACCACCGAAAGAGUUGGACCAGUGUGCCACCGCUAAAGCGGACGUCAAGCUGGACGCACGAGAUUCGCCACCACCACCAACACCACCGCCGCCACCGCCACCACCGAAGACGAGCUUUUACUUCGGUAUGCGUGACGAUUGUCAGGCCACGGACACGCCGCGACGGUUUGCCGGCACGAAGCGUACCUCGCCAGCGGCACCGUUCGUGUCCGAGUCGCGCGUGGACGACAGCGAUGACAGUGAGCGUGAGUGUGCGAAUCGUCGGGAGGCCAGAAAUUCCCAGCCGGACAUUGACGGUCAGUCGAUGGAGGAAAUUGGGCACACGCAGAUGGAGCUGAUCGAUCAAUUUGCCGCCAGCCUGCUGAACAGCAGUCGGUUUCGUUCGUCGGAUUCGGUCGCCUCGUCCGAGGUGGAUGUGCGUACCGGUGCUGUCAGCACCUGGGAUGAGACGGACGGUCCCGGACAGCAGGAGAUCGCACUGAAGCUGCGACCAACCUUGCCCCGGAAGCAGUUCGACAUACCGCGUUUUAGUCCGGCCGCCGCCUGGCGCUUGCUUACGACGGAGGAUGAGUUUUGCCGGGAUGUACCGACCGACGGACUCGGUGGAACACCAACCGGUGUUGAAAAGAAAUCGUUCCUGCGGGGUCUCGAACAGGAGCUGGACGUGCCUGAAGAUCGCAUACAGCGGGUUUACCGCGAACCGGUACCGGGGUUGCAGGACAACAAGAGCGGUGACAGCGGGAUAUCUGGCGAUGCUGGAAUAUUGGCUGACAUUGGGCAGGAUGCGCUGCUCGCGUCCUCUGGCAAGGAGGAACGGGCGGGCGAUACGAGCCCGGAAAGUGGGACACAGCUGCACAAAGGUGGUGUCGGUGCUGGUACCGUGAUGAACGGUGGCUGGUCAUCCAAUGCGCUACUGCUGAUGCCCUGGACGCCCCAGCAGGACCUUGACGAUGAUGAGGACGAAGAUGAGGAGGAAGACGAACAGGAGGACGACGCGACGACGGGCAGUGGAAGCGAACCACGGCGGCAUUUGAUCGAGGACGGUGUCCCGAGGGUAAAUGGCGACACGCGACCAGACUUUUCCAGCAAAGGUCAUCUGUUUAGCCUUUCGUUACCGCGGGAAAAUCACCUCUCAAUAUACAACGUCGAAUCGGCGGAUGAGAAGGUGGAGAAACACGUCUUCAACAGCUUGCAGAAGUUUCGUAAAUCGGUUUCGGGUGCGUUCAAACACGACGACAACGGCAGUGGACAGUUGGAUUCCGGCGACAGCAAUUGGUUCCUGGGCCGACUGGACACGAAGCUGAGCAAUGGGUCGGGCCCGGGCAGUGGGCCGGAGAAGCGUUCCAAGUUGCUGCUGCCCGACGGGCGAGAGCGUGACUGUACGGACAUUACCGCUUGUAGUGCGGCGGUGUCGAUUGGUGCGAUCGCCCAGAAUAAGCACAGCUCCAUCGGGUAUCUUGUCAGCGGCAAGCAUAUGAUGUACCUGCCGAAGGAACCGACGAAACUACACGCGCACACGGCCGAUAAGAGCAGUAAGCAGGACGAGAACAAUAAUCGUAAAAGCUACCACAACCAGAACGGCACCGAGCGGCAUGAGAAACCGGUGCCAACGUCCGGCUUGACUUCACCAGCGCAAAGGGAUACAUCCAACCAACGGGCGGCUAGCGAUAAGGAAAACCUGCAGGAUCCGGUACCGGUCGCCGCAACCAGCACACCAGCGCAAAACGGUGAAUUUGAAGCCUUCCCCGUAAAGCUAUCGAACCGUCGCAACCACCGGUUCACGUUCCAGAGCACGAUACGCCAGAUUGAGAAGCGCCGUGUUGCGGAAAAGUUGUCGCGCGAGGCGGAGAUCAAGGAGGCGAUGCGGCUGAGCGAACUGGAAGCGAUGAGACGCGUCGAGGAAGAGUUCCAGAAGAAGCGAGCACGCGAGAAGGCCUCCAUACGCCAUCAGUUGCGACUGUUUUCGAUGGAGAACCACCCGGAUGGUCAUCCAGGGCAUGAAGUUGAUGGCGAGCAGGACUCGACGGGUGAAACAAAACGAUCCGAUCCAGACGGGGACAGUCUGCCACAUCAGAGCGCCAUGGGUCGUAGUGGUCUCUAUAGGAAGAAGGAAUUCACCGCUAGAGGGAGCAUGGAGCGACAGUAUAAACGCCCUGGCGGUGUUGCUACGAACGGCACGAGCAGUACCAACCAUCCAACAGGUGGCGAGGACUUGGACUUGGAGAAUGAGGUGGACAUGGAGAAGGGGCCGACGGGCGGUAGACGUCGGUACGGAGACGACGAUGACGAGGAUGACGAUGGGGAAAGCAGCAGCCUCGGUUACGUGGACACCCGUACACCCUACAUAUCGCGCAUCAUACAGGCGAAAAGUAGCAAAUCGUACGCCAUGAAAAAGUAG
Anopheles marshallii is the source of this 4116-nucleotide messenger RNA. RefSeq lists its product as uncharacterized. The coding region runs from base 1 to 4116 and encodes 1371 amino acids. Lineage: Eukaryota; Metazoa; Arthropoda; Insecta; Diptera; Culicidae. The transcript has 4 exons. The record is from RefSeq and is a predicted model, not a curated record.